Messenger RNA from Saimiri boliviensis boliviensis (Bolivian squirrel monkey), 557 nucleotides. Lineage: Eukaryota; Metazoa; Chordata; Mammalia; Primates; Cebidae. The record is from RefSeq and is a predicted model, not a curated record.
GCACACCACUGAAGAUGAGGUUGAAAAAGUUGGCUUUUAUCAUCAUACUAAUAAUCUCAGGAGAACUCUAUGCCGAAGAGAAACCCUGUGGUUUUCCUCAUGUGGAAAAUGGAAGAAUUGCCCAAUAUUACCACACUUUUAAAAGCUUUUACUUUCCAAUGAGCAUAACAACAAAAUUGUCAUUUUUCUGCUUGGCUGGCUAUACCACCGAAGGUGGGAGACAAGAAGGGCAAACCACGUGUACAGCAGAAGGCUGGUCUCCAGAACUAAGGUGCUUUAAAAAAUGCAUUAAGCCUGAGCUGAGUAAUGGUUACAUCUCUGAUGUAAAGUUAUUAUACAAAAUUCAAGAGAACUUGCAUUAUGGUUGUGCUUCAGGAUACAAAACCAGUGGAGGAAAGGAUGAAGAAGCGGUUCAAUGUCUCCCUGAUGGAUGGUCUUCUCAACCAACCUGUAGGAAAGAACAUGUUGAGGCAGCAGUGCUGGCUGUGAAGGGUGUCACACCUUGCAUAGUCUGGCCCUCCAACGGUCUGAGGGACAGUGAACUGGCCCCUGUGUAA